AUGUUUGCCCGCGAAGAACCGCUUGCUGAGGUCAUGAACAAGUUUUGGGAGACUGAAGAUGUCCAAAUAAAUGCGAAACUCUUAUCACCUGAAGAUGAACUCUGUGAACAGCUCUAUGAGUCCACUACCUACCGCAAUGAUGGCAGAUAUGUAGUCGCACUCCCCUUCAAGCCUAGCGCGCCUGUUCUUGUUUCAAACCGCAAGCAAGCUUAUCGAAGUCACCUUGGAUUAUUAAAACGCUUGGAAAAUUCUUCGGAACUAAAGAAGAAAUACGACAACUUCAUGACAGAAUAUCAUGAGCUUAGCCAUUUGGAACUUGCCAAAUCCACUUCUGACUAUGUGAUUCCACACCAUGCAGUUUUUAAAAAUAAGGACCCCACUCAGAAAAUCAGGGUGGUGUUUAAUGCUUCCAGCAAGGAUACCAAUGGGCAUUCACUAAAUGAGAAUUUGUUACCAGGGCCAAAACUGCAGUCCAAUAUUAUUCAAGUAUUGACCAAAUUCCGCACUUACAAGUACAUUGUCCUUUCUGAUUGCAAGCAGAUGUAUCGCCAGAUUUUGUUAAGGCCUGAAGACUGCCGUCACCAACAUGUUUUUUUGGAAACCUAA
This is a messenger RNA of Nilaparvata lugens (brown planthopper), 606 nucleotides long. RefSeq lists its product as uncharacterized. The transcript has a single exon. The coding region runs from base 1 to 606 and encodes 201 amino acids. The record is from RefSeq and is a predicted model, not a curated record. NCBI's taxonomy places the organism in Eukaryota, Metazoa, Arthropoda, Insecta, Hemiptera, Delphacidae.